Thelazia callipaeda (thelaziosis nematode) is the source of this 243-nucleotide messenger RNA. NCBI's taxonomy places the organism in Eukaryota, Metazoa, Nematoda, Chromadorea, Rhabditida, Thelaziidae. The record is from the annotation of a GenBank genome assembly.
AUGCGGGCUGCAUUCGCACUUUCAUGGAAUGUUGAGUGGUUGGGAUCAUUCUCGGUGUCAGGAACGGAUCCCGAAACGGUGUCACAACGGUUAGACCGAUUCAAGCCUCAAAAACCUGCUAUUGCUGUACAGCUUUCUGUUUCAGUUUCUAGUGUAAAAGUUUGUCCGAUUGAUAAUAAUGAGCCUAUCGGAACUCAAAAUGUUUCUAACUUUGGCAGCAAACUUGUUGCUUCAAAUGCAUAA